AUGGGGUCCCCAGCAGAGUCCCCAGUACAAGAUGGGCCUGGGGACCCCAAAUUACCAUUGGCUUUGCAGCCUGAAUAUGUGGAAGGGGAUCCUCCCUGCUGGCUCCUUUCCUGGGGCUUUGGGGAGCCAUGUCGGAGUCUUAACCACGGCCACUAUGUCUGCAGCACCUGGGGCAACAACCAUUACAAGACCUUUGAUGGGGAUAUCUACCAGUUCCCUGGUCUCUGCGACUACAACUUUGCUUCAGACUGCCGGGACACGUACAAGGAGUUUGCUGUCCAUGUCCAGCGAGGCCUGAGUGAUGACCACCACCCCCAGAUCACCUACAUCCUGGUCACAAUCAAGGAUGUUACCAUCUACCUCACCGACCAGCUAGUGGUUGUGGAUGGGGCCAUAGUCCACAUGCCCUACUACAGCUCUGGGCUCCUCAUUGAGAAGGGUGACAUCUACACCAAGAUUUAUGCCCGAGCAAGCUUUGCCCUCAUGUGGAACCUCCAGGAUUCCCUCAUGCUGGAGCUAGACACCAAGUUCCGCAACCAUACCUGUGGCCUGUGUGGGGACUACAACGGCAUGCAGACAUACUCUGAGUUCAACGAUGAGGGGAUUACCUUCAGCCCCAUUGAAUUUGGAAACAUGCAGAAGAUUAACCAGCCAGAUACUGUGUGUGAGGACCCAGAAGAAACAGAGGCCUAUGAGUCCUGCUCAGAACAUCGUGCUCUGUGUGAGGAUCUCCUGAUGUCUGCGGCCUUUGAGGACUGCCAGGCUGUUGUGCCGGUGGAGAUGUACAUCCAGGCCUGCAUGCAGGACCUGUGUCAGUGUGAGAAGAACACCUCGUUCUGCCUGUGCAGUACUGUCUCAGAGUUCUCCCGCCAGUGCUCACAUGCUGGAGGCCGACCCAGCACCUGGAGGAAUGACACCUUCUGCCCCAAGACCUGCCCUGGUAACAUGGUCUACCUGGAGAGUGGCUCCCCCUGCAUGGACACCUGCUCCCACUUGGAGGUCAGCAACCUCUGUGAGGAACACUAUAUGGAUGGCUGCUUCUGCCCUGAAGGCACUGUGUAUGAUGACAUCACGGGCAAAGGCUGUAUCCAGGUGAGCCAGUGCAGCUGCAAGCUGCAUGGACACCUCUAUGCCCCCGGGAAGCAGAUCAAUGGCACCUGUGAGGAGUGUAUCUGUAAUGCUGGCCGGUGGGUGUGUGAGGACCUGUCCUGUCCUGGCACAUGUGCUGUAGAAGGUGGAGCCCACAUCACCACUUUUGAUGGGAAGAAAUACACGUUUCAUGGAGAUUGCUACUACGUUCUGGCCAAGGGAGAGAGCAAUGACUCCUAUGCCCUCCUGGGAGAGCUAGUGCCUUGUGGUUCCACAGACAAGCAGACCUGCUUGAAGACGGUUGUGUUGCUGACUGACAACAAGAAGAAUAUUGUGGCGUUCAAGUCCGAUGGCAGUGUGCUCCUGAAUGAGUUGGAAGUCCACCUACCGCACAUCGCUGCGAGCUUCUCCAUCUUCCAGCCUUCCUCCUACCAUCUCAUCGUGCACACAGCCUAUGGCCUCAAGCUGCAGAUCCAGCUGGUGCCAGUCAUGCAGCUGUUUAUGACCAUGGACCAGGCUUCCCAGGGCCAAGUUCAAGGUCUUUGUGGGAAUUUCAAUGGUCUGGAAAGUGAUGACUUCAAAACAGCAGGAGGCCUCAUUGAGGCCACUGGCUCUGGCUUUGCCAACACUUGGAAGGCCCAGUCCAGCUGCCAAGACACACUAGACUGGCUGGAUGACCCUUGCUCUCUCAGUAUUGAAACCAACUAUGCAGAGCAUUGGUGCUCACUGCUGAAGAAGACAGAAACUCCCUUUGCCAGGUGCCACUCAGUUGUGGAUCCUGUGGACUAUUACAAGAGGUGCAAAUACGACACCUGCAACUGUCAGAACAAUGAAGACUGCAUGUGCGCUGCUCUCUCCUCCUAUGCCAGAGCCUGCUCUACCGAAGGGGUCAUGCUGUGGGGCUGGAGGGAGCAAGUCUGUAGUAAGUACAUCACAUCUUGCCCCAACUCCCAAAUCUUCCUGUACAACCUGACCACAUGCCAGCAGACUUGCCGCUCACUCUCGGAGGCAGACAAGCAUUGUCUCAAGGGCUUUGCUCCUGUGGAUGGCUGUGGCUGUCCUGACAGCACCUACAUGGAUGAGAAAGGGCGCUGCGUGCCCCUCUCUAAAUGCUCCUGCUACCACAAAGGCUUGUACCUGGAAGCAGGAGAAGUGGUCCUGAAGCAGGAUGAGCGCUGUGUCUGUCGGAAUGGGAGGCUGAAUUGCAUUCAAGUGAAGCUUAUUGGUCAGAGCUGUACUUCCCCCAAGAUCCAUGUGGACUGUGACAAUCUCACAGCCUUGACCACCCAGACGCCUCACCCCAUCAGCUGCCAGAGCCUGAGGAGUGGCUAUUACCAAACUGAAUGUGUCAGUGGCUGCAUGUGCCCCCCUGGGCUAAUUGACGAUGGCCGGGAUGGCUGUGUUGUGGAGGAAGAGUGCCCGUGUGUCCACAACAGAGUGCUCUAUUCACCUGGACAAAACAUCACUGUGGACUGCAAUACGUGCACAUGCCAGAGAGGGAGCUGGGUAUGCACCAAGUCUGUGUGCCACGGCACAUGCUCCAUCUACGGAAGCGGCCACUACAUCACCUUUGACGGAAAGUACUAUGACUUUGAUGGACACUGCUCCUACGUGGCAGCCCAGGACUACUGCGGCCAGGACUCUCAGGGCUCCUUCAGCAUCAUCACAGAAAAUGUGCCCUGUGGAACCACGGGCGUGACCUGUUCCAAAGCCAUUAAGAUCUUCCUGGGAAGAACGGAGCUGAAGCUGGAGGAGAAGCGCCGCUGGGUGAUUUACCGGGAUGUCGGGGAGCACGUGUCUUACACCACCCGCGAGGUGGGCCAGUACCUGCUCAUUGAGGCCAGCAAUGGCGUCAUCGUUAUCUGGGACAAGAGGACAACUGUCUUCAUCAAGCUCGCCCCGACCUUUAAGGGUACUGUGUGUGGCCUAUGUGGCAACUUUGAUGACCGCUCCAACAAUGACUUCACCACGAGGGAUCACAUGAUUGUCACCAGCGCUCUGGACUUUGGGAACAGCUGGAAGGAGGCCCACAGCUGCUCAGAUGUGGAUGAGACCUUUGAACCAUGCACUGUGAACCCUCAUCGUGAAUCCUGGGCAGAGAAACAGUGCAGCAUUCUGAAGGGCCCAGUGUUCAGUGUGUGUCACAGCAAGGUGGACCCCACUCCUUUCUACGAUGCCUGUGUCCAUGACUCCUGCUCCUGCGACACAGGGGGUGACUGUGAAUGCUUCUGCUCUGCUGUGGCCUCCUAUGCCCAGGAGUGCACCAAGGAGGGGGCUUGUGUCUUUUGGAGGAGCCCUGACCUGUGCCCGAUAUUCUGUGACUACUACAACCCUCCCCAUGAGUGUGAAUGGCACUAUGAACCCUGUGGGAACCGAAGCUUUGAAACCUGCCGAACCAUUAACAACAUCCAUUCCAACAUUUCUGUGUCCUACCUGGAAGGCUGCUAUCCCAGGUGCCCUCCACAAAGGCCCAUCUUUGAUGAAGACAAGAAGAAGUGUGUGCGUGCCGACGAGUGUGGCUGCUAUGUGAAUGAUGAGCAUUAUGAAGUCGAUGAAAAGGUCCCCACAGGGAAUGUCUGCCUGUCUUGUGAUUGCACAUCAUCUUCCCAGGUCUCAUGUAAGGAGGUGAUAGGGGCCGUCAUUAACCGGACUCAGAAUGGGUAUAUCUGCUUUUGGGAGCUAUGUGGUCCCAACGGCACAGUGAUCCCGCAUUUUAACGUCUGUGCUCCGACCUCACCUCCUACUGUCUUGACUGUGUCAACCACCUCAGUGACCACCACCUCUCCCACCACAACUCUGCCUACCAUCUCCACCACCACCACUACCACCAGCACAGAAAUUUGCUGUUUUUGGUCUGACUGGAUUAAUGAGGAUCAUCCCACUACUGGCAGUAAUGGUGGUGACUGGGAGAGGUUUGAUGGGGUGUGCAGUGCCCCUGAAGACAUUGAGUGCAGGUCAGCUGAGGAACCCCAUCUCAGCUGCGACAAGCUUGGCCAGAAGGUGCAGUGUGACACGUCUUUUGGACUCAUUUGCAAAAAUGAAGACCAGUUUGAAAAUGGACCAUUUGGCCUUUGUUACGACUAUGAAAUUCGGGUCAGGUGUUGUCUGCCCAUGGAUCACUGCCCAGAAUCACCUCCAAGUACCACGACAACACCAGGCCCAACAACUACAGUGACAACAGUCACUCCUACAACCAAAUCAAUGCCUGGGACACAUACUCCUCCAGCUCCAACCACUGUCCCAACUAUUUCAUCAACUACCACCACUGAGACUCCAAUCACCACCAUCACCACUACUGUCGCAAAAAGCACCACUCCAACCACCACCGUCACCAUCACAAAGACCCCAACUGCUCCAACCACUGCUGAGACUCCAAUCACCACCAUCACAACCACAGAGACCCCCACUGCUCCAACCACCACCACCAUCGAAAGUACCACCGCUAGACCAUGUCCGUCUGAGCCUGUCUGUGAGUGGACUGAUUGGGUGGAUUCAGGGAAACCAGACUUUGAUACACCAGGCGGUGGUGACUUUGAACUGGUUGAAGACAUUUGCGAAGGUGGCUGGGCAGCCAACAUCACAUGCAGAGCCCCAAUGUAUCCAGACCAGCCAAUCGAAGCACUGGGACAAGUUGUAUUGUGUAAUCGCUCAGUGGGACUGGUAUGUAAAAAUGAAGAUCAGAAGCCAGGAGUGAUCCCUAUGGCUUACUGUCUCAAUUACGAAGUCAAGGUUGAUUGCUGGAGCCAGCGAGGGGGCUCCUGGUGCAGGACUGGGAUGGCUGGGGCCCCUUCCGGCUGCCCAACAGCCUCGAUGGGGAAGAAUUCUGGCUUGUUUGCCAAGUGCCACAAAUUUGCCUCACCCCAGCACUACUAUGAUGCCUGCGUCUUUGACAGCUGCUUUGUGCCUGACUCUGGCAUGGAGUGUGCCAGUCUGCAGGCCUAUGCAGCCCUCUGUGCACAAGAGGGCAUCUGCGUUAGCUGGAGAGAACACACCCAGGGUGUCUGUGAUGUGACAUGUCCAUCUCACAAAGAGUACAAGGCCUGUGGUCCUGCUGAGGAGCCAAGCUGCCAAUCCAGCUCAGAGGCGCCCACAGACAACAGGACGAUGGAAGGUUGCUUCUGUCCUGAUGGCACCAUCAACUUUGCCCCUGGUGUUGAUGUCUGUGUGCAGACCUGUGGCUGUGUGGGACCAGACAGCGUGCCCAGAGAGUUUGGGGAACGCUUUGAGUUUGACUGCAAGAACUGUAUCUGCCUGGAAGGAGGCAGUGGCAUCGUGUGUGAGGCCAAGCAGUGUAGCCAGCUGGAGCCUGAGUCAUGCCAGGAGGAGGGCACAUACCCUGUCACUGAGGUGGACCCCAGCAACACCUGCUGCAACAUGACCUACUGUAAAUGCAAUACGAGCCUGUGCCAAACCAAGCUGCCUGUGUGCUCUGUGGGAUUUGAGCUAAAGACACAGCUUGUCUCUGGCAAGUGCUGCCCUGUCCACACUUGUGAACCCAAGGGCGUUUGUGUCCUGGGGGAGGCUGAAUACAAGCCUGGAUCUCCAGUAUACUCUGAGAAAUGCCAAGAAUGCAUUUGUACCUCGACGGUCAAUGCCUCUACUCAGCUGAACAUCAUCUCCUGCAGCCACGUGCCCUGUAACAUCUCCUGCGAACCCGGGUUUGAACCUGUGAAUGUGCCAGACCAAUGCUGUCCCAAGUGCGAGCAGACCCACUGUGUGAUACGCCAGAGUGGCAACCUCAUGCUUCUCAAGCCUGGUGAGAUGAAGAAUGACCCUCAGGACAACUGCACCAUCUACAGCUGUAUGAAGCUCCAAGACCAGCUCAUCUCAUCUAUCUCAGAAAUAACUUGUCCUGACCUGGACUUGGGCGCCUGCCAGCCUGGCACGAUUAAGCUGAGGUCUAAUGGUUGUUGCAAGACAUGCACAUUCCGCAAUGAGACCGUGGUACCCUGUACGACUGUGCCGACCAAGGAGGUGAUUUCUGUGGGGAACUGCAGCAGGGAAUUGCUGAUCAAUCACUGCGAGGGAGCCUGUGGGACGUUUGCCAGGUACUCAGCAGAGGCCCAGAGCAUGGAUCAUCGAUGCUCUUGCUGCAAGGAGGUAAAGACCAGUCAGAAGGUGGUGGAACUGACCUGUGAGGGAGGGGGCACGCUCGCCCAUGAGUAUACCUACAUUGAGAGCUGCGGCUGCCAGGACAGCGUCUGUGGAAUCCCUCUGGCUGAAGACAGAAAGGUCACCCAGAGUCGCUCCCGCCGGGCCCUGCGGAGGUCCAGAGGUUGAGUGCCUGCCCGGGCCCAGAAUCACCCUCUUAAGCCUCUGUCUCCACAUGGCUGAAUCCUCAGGGCUGCCUCACCUUCUUCUUUUAUUCCUUUAAAGAAAAUAUUUAUUUUCUGAUCUUGUCAAACUAAUAAAAUUGUG
Molecule: messenger RNA, 6507 nt
Organism: Trichosurus vulpecula (common brushtail)
Lineage: Eukaryota; Metazoa; Chordata; Mammalia; Diprotodontia; Phalangeridae
Gene: MUC2
Product: mucin 2, oligomeric mucus/gel-forming
Exons: 43
Coding region: 1-6369 (2122 amino acids)
Cellular component (GO): extracellular matrix
Molecular function (GO): protein binding
Source: RefSeq, a predicted model, not a curated record